Molecule: messenger RNA, 2933 nt
Organism: Malania oleifera
Lineage: Eukaryota; Viridiplantae; Streptophyta; Magnoliopsida; Santalales; Ximeniaceae
Product: probable leucine-rich repeat receptor-like protein kinase At5g63930
Exons: 4
Coding region: 562-2565 (667 amino acids)
Biological process (GO): protein phosphorylation
Cellular component (GO): membrane
Molecular function (GO): protein kinase activity; ATP binding; protein binding
Source: RefSeq, a predicted model, not a curated record
UUGUUUUAUUGUCUUUAAUGACAAAAAGGGAAACUGUCUCUUCCUCACCGGAGAGAGGAUGAGCAACAGAGGAGAGAGAUGGUGCCCUGUUCGUUUUCCUGCAAGCCUACUUCCUAGUCUUCCAGAUUCAAACUCGUAUCAGUAUCUGUUCUGCUGCUAGAAGACAAGGACAGAGAUAGAAGGAAAGAAAGAAGCAGCAACCAGUUACCAGAACAAAAACCAAACACGAGGUUUCUGUGCUUUACUCUUUCUCUCUCUCUCUUUUGCGGAGACCAUAUCAAGGACUUUAGCAGAGAGAGAGAGAGAUUCUCAGUUUAUCUUCACCAUUUGAGCAAAACCCAAACACGAGAUUUCUGCGUUUUCCUCUUUUUUCCUCCUUUGCAGUGACCGUUCAAGAACCUUAGCGCAGAGAGAGAGAGAGAGAGCUCGUUUUCGACCAUUUACAGGGGUGCCUAAGCGGUUCUCUUCCUGGAGAGAAAGAUUAGAGAGGUAGAUUUCUGAGAGAAGGUAUCUGCAGAGAGAAAAAAGUUACUCUUCGGCCAUAUAAGGCCAAAACCAGAGAUGGGAAUCGCACGAUUCCUCGUUUUCUUCAUCCCUUUCUUCAUCACACUUUCUCACUCAUCAAUUGGUCACGGAAAUGCCGAGCUGAAAGCUCUGAUGGCGGUGAAAGCCGCUCUGGAUCCGCAUAACACGUUGCUCACCUCAUGGAACGCCGACGGCGACCCCUGCAACGGCUCAUUCGAGGGCAUUGCCUGCAACGAGAAGGGUCAAGUGGCCAACAUUUCAUUACAGGGUAAAAAGCUCUCUGGGAUGAUACCUGCGUCAAUCGCCGAGCUCAAACACUUGACGUCUCUUUACUUGCAUUACAACUUUCUCACUGGGAAAAUCCCAGGGGAGAUUUCCACUCUUACUGAGCUCCAAGAUCUUUAUCUUAAUGUCAAUAAGCUCUCUGGGAAUAUACCUUCGGAGAUUGGAAACAUGUCUAACUUACAAGUUUUGCAGCUUUGUUGUAAUCAGUUCACAGAUAGCAUACCGGCCCAGCUGGGUUUUUUGAAGAACCUUGUUGUUCUUACUCUUCAGUCUAAUAGACUGACUGGUGCAAUUCCUGGAAGUCUAGGAGAUUUAAAAAAUUUAAUGUGGCUAGAUUUGAGCUUUAAUUAUCUCUCUGGUUCAAUUCCCACAAAACUAGCAGAGGCUUCUAAGCUUGAUGUUCUAGACAUCAGGAACAACAAUCUGGCAGGCAGUGUACCUCCUGCUUUGAAGAGAUUGGAUGACCGAUUCUUCUUCGAAAACAACUCCAGAUUGUGUGGUGAAUCUGGUGAUUGGUUGAUGCCUUUGAGAGCUUGCAAUGCUUCAACUGGUCAACCAACAAGAAGCAUCCCGGAGCCCGUAGAUUUGAAGCUACCUUGCAAUCAGACACAUUGCUCAGAUCUACAGAGAGCUAGAUCUCCUGUUAUAAUUGUUUGUGCUGCUCUGCUAGGGGUUGCGUUAUCUGCCAUUGGGCUUGUGAUUAUCUCCCUAUAUCGUCGCAAGAAACAGAAGCUGGGGAGCUCUUUUCAUUCUUUUGAUCCUUUUAAUAUUAACUGUAGCACUGACAAGGGCAAGGAGGUCUGUAUGAAGCAUGGCUCUUCUCUUGUGAGCCUUGAGUACUCCAAUGGGUGGGAUCCUUUGGGUGAUGGUUGCAACCUUGGUUUUUCCAAAGAGGAUUUGCAAAGUUUUAGCUUCAAUUUAGAAGAGGUGGAGGCUGCUACUCAGUACUUCUCGGAGGUGAAUUUCUUGGGUAAGAGCCAUUUCUCUGCUACUUACAAAGGAAUUUUAAGAGAUGGGUCAGUUGUUGCUGUUAAGAGAAUAAAUAAAACUAGCUGCAAGUCUGAGAAAUGUGAGUUCCUGAACGGAUUGGACAUUUUGGUCUCUCUUAAGCAUGAGAAUUUGGUAAACUUGAGAGGAUUUUGCUUUUCCAAAGGCCGGGGUGAGUGCUUUCUCAUUUAUGAUUUUGUCCCGAAUGGGAAUAUCUCGAGUUAUCUUGAUGCAAAGGAUGGUGAUAGGAAGAUGUUUGAAUGGUCUACCAGGGUUUCUAUCAUCAAUGGAAUUGCUAAAGGUAUAGAGUAUUUACAUGCUUGCAAAGUGAACAAACCUGCUCUAGUUCACCAAAACAUUUCAGCUGAGAAGGUGCUGAUUGACCAGCAAUUCAAUCCUUUGAUCUCAGAUUCUGGUCUGCACAAGCUCCUAACCAAUGACAAUAUCUUCUCAGCACUAAAAACCAGUGCCGCAAUGGGAUACCUAGCUCCAGAGUAUAUGAAUACCGGCCGUUUCACAGAGAAAAGUGAUGUUUAUGCAUUUGGGAUGCUUGUUUUGCAAGUCCUCUCCGGAAGGCAGAAACUCAACGGCUCAAUACGACAGGAUGCUGAGUUGUGCAGAUUCCAAGAUUUUAUUGACCCAAAUCUCCAUGGUGAGUUCUCUGAGCACGAAGCAGCUAAGCUGGCCAAGAUUGCUGUGAUUUGCACUGAAAUAUCUCCUACUCAAAGGCCAUCCAUGGAAGCUGUUAUUCAGGAACUGAGUAUCUGAAACAGCUGUCAAUGAGUCGCUAGUGUAGUUUCUUUGGCAAUUGCUGGAAAUAUUUACUGGCAGUGUGGUGGUAAGUUAGGAUUAUAAUUUAUUGGUGGCAAAACUUCUAGGGUUGUUGUCUAUUGAAUUGCUAGUUGAGGGCUAACCUUUGCGGUCAAUGUCGCUGUAAUCGCUUAUCCGUAUUGUUGUUGGCGGGUUUGGUUUUGUUUAGUGGCAUGGUGUUUUGUAUAGAGGUUCCCCCCCACCAAAUCUCCAUGAGCAUUUUGCUUGUGGAAAGAGAACUUUUCUGCGACUUACAAAAUCUGCCUCAAAACUUUCUUUGUGCUUUUCCCUUUUGAUUCAAUGUAUGUUCUUAUAAGAUCUUGCCA